UAAUUAACGCCCUUUUCUCUCCCGUCAAAAAGAAAAAACACCAAACUAGAGAGAGAAACAACAAAGACUCGUCCAUCAUCGGACACCAAAAUAAACCUACUUUCAGUUUUGCUGCUCAUUCAUUUCUUGUUUAUCUCUAAACAAAACCUCUUUCAAACAACAGCAGUUGUCAAAAAACUGACUACAGAGAGUUAGAAUCCAUGGCUGCUGCUACUACUACUGCAACUGUUGUUGAAGCUUCUCCAGAAGAAGAUUAUACUUCACUUAAUGAUCUUAAAAUAGAAAUAGAUAAAGAAAAGGAUACAUUUUCUCUUUGCAUUUGGAUUUAUCUCCUAAGUUCUACUUCUUCUCCUGCUAUAAUUAUUCGCCAGAUUCAUUCUGGUGUCGAGGGCGAUGCUCCUUUCCUUGUGUUGAACAAGGAUAAGAAAUUAGCACUGUUGCCAUUGUUGUUCCUACACAAAGAGGCUACCCAAUCAGGAGAAUCCUUUCUGUGGUCUGAAGUUCCAUCCGUCUCGAUCGAGUUUGAGUUUCCAUUGGAAAAAUGGGUCCACGUUGGAUGUGAGGUAUCAACUAAUGCGGUGCGUCUUCAUGUUGAUGGAGUAUGGGUUGGAGAAAACUCAUUAACUUCCUUCUCUAAGGAUGAUGAUUCUGGAGUGGAUAAGUUGAAGAGACUAACUUUGGCUGGUUCUAAUGGAGAUAAUCAGGAAGUGCAGGGUUAUGUUCAUUAUCCUCAGAUAUUGCCUCCAACAUCCUCUAUUAAUAGUCACUUUGUUGAGAAUCCUCCUGUAGUAUUAUCUAUCGAUUAUUCAAGCACAUAUGAGAUUGAAGAAGGCGAAGAUGGUGUUUGGAGCAUUAUUGGUGGCAAGGCCUCCUGUCGCAGAAAUUUUUCCUUGGACGUCGUUCUGUUAGAUGCCUUCAGUCAUCCCGUGAACAAGGAAAUGGAGGUUGUGGCUUCUCUUCAAUACGCUGACAAUGGAUUGCCUGUUGAGAAACCAAAUGAUGCAGAGGCUCCCCUUUUAACAAGCUAUGACGGAAUUGAAUUUGCUUCUUCUGCAAGACCAAGCAAACUAAUACAUGGCCGGGCUACCUUUAAGCUCAAAAUAUCUCAGCUAUCAUCAAAAUGUGACAAUAGGCUGUUCCGUCUUCAUUUUGGCUCGGCAAGAUCUGGGAAAUAUCCUUUCCUUGAGGCAUUUUCUCAUCCAGUUCGAUGUAUCUCAAGAAGCCGUAAUAACCGUAUGACCUCUGUAGCAUCGGCAAAGGCAACCGCUGGACCUCAACCAAUGGUAUUGGAUGAUGAAUCCCCAGAAACUCAACACAAUAAUGGAGAUAGUCAUCCAAGUACCCUAGGUUUGAUAGUCAGUCCAAAUCCAAAGCGUGUCAAAGUUGGAGGUGAAAUGCAAUCUGUCAGGAACCAGGCUGGCCCUAAUGCAGACCAUUCUCAAAGCAAUAAGCAGGGUGACAAUGCUUUUGAGGCAACUGAAGAGGGGAAACCUGAAAAUCUCGACGAAAGUGAUAACACUUUGUCUGACACUGAAAGUGUGCAAGCAAGAAAACUGAAUUCCGUGUUGACAAGUAGUUAUAAUACAAUCUCAGAUUUUACCAUUUUUAAAUACUGCCUUGGAGGAAUUAAUGACCGCUUACUACUGCUGAAGGAAAUUGUAUCCUCUGCUACUGAUCAAGAAAUUAUGAACUUCGCUCAACAGAUUACUAUUUACACUGGGUGUUCCCACCACCGGUACCCAAUAUCAAUUGCGAAGGCAUUGGUGCAGGAAGGAAAUGACACCUGGUUCUCGAUUUCGAAGGGCAGCCGUCAAGUCCUGUGGAAAGAGGCAAUCUUUGAGAUUGAACAGAAAUUCAUGAAGAUCUCUCGUGGCACUACUAGGUCUUUGACAGCACAGGACCUUGAGCUUCUAAGAAGAAUUGCUGGAUGCGGAGACAAUAUGACUCAAGAAAACUUUGACAAGAUGUGGCAUUGGUUAUAUCCUGUGGCUUUUACUUUAUCGAGAGAUUGGAUAAAUGCAACAUGGGGGUGUAUCUCGCCGAAAUGGAUAGAAGGAUUGAUCACAAAGGAAGAAGCAGAGGCUUCACUGAGAGGUCCUAGGGGAUGGCAAGAACCUGGCACAUUUAUUCUGAGAUUUCCUACUUCAAGAAGCUGGCCUCACCCUGAUGCUGGUAGUUUAAUUGUUACUUAUGUUGGUGCUGAUUACACUCUCCACCAUAGAUUACUUGCUCUUGAAAAUAGGGAAUUAGAUCAGAAACCACUGCAAGUUCUGUUAUUGGCAGAACCCCAGCUUACAUCAUUGGGAAGGGUGGCAAGAGAUAUCACUAUGUUUGCUUGAGAAGAUGGCUAGAAAUUCCUCAUUGCUGGACAACAAAGAUGAUUAAUUCCUGUGAUUUUUCUGUUGGUUGUUCGCCUCAUUUUUCCUUCUUUCUGUGUCCUGUGUUUGUAUAUUAUUAAUUGCGGGUGUUUGUAUCAGUGAGUUCUAAGAGUAGAGUAGUACGGGAAAAAAUGGCACUGAAUUCAGAGAGGAAUCACAAACUAUGCUCCUGUGUACAGAAAAGAAUGAAAAAUCUAGCCAUAUUGAAAUGUUUACAGUCUGAGAUGAGUUGUUGUCUAA
Papaver somniferum (opium poppy) is the source of this 2618-nucleotide messenger RNA. Its product is annotated as SH2 domain-containing protein B-like. The record is from RefSeq and is a predicted model, not a curated record. Gene Ontology annotation, molecular function: DNA-binding transcription factor activity, RNA polymerase II-specific; RNA polymerase II cis-regulatory region sequence-specific DNA binding. The coding region runs from base 201 to 2339 and encodes 712 amino acids. Gene Ontology annotation, biological process: regulation of transcription by RNA polymerase II; signal transduction. The transcript is spliced from 12 exons. NCBI's taxonomy places the organism in Eukaryota, Viridiplantae, Streptophyta, Magnoliopsida, Ranunculales, Papaveraceae.